This is a messenger RNA of Centropristis striata (black sea bass), 13079 nucleotides long. RefSeq names its product A kinase (PRKA) anchor protein 9 (gene akap9). Gene Ontology annotation, biological process: signal transduction. The transcript is spliced from 54 exons. Lineage: Eukaryota; Metazoa; Chordata; Actinopteri; Perciformes; Serranidae. The record is from RefSeq and is a predicted model, not a curated record. Gene Ontology annotation, molecular function: molecular adaptor activity. Bases 199 to 12597 code for a protein of 4132 amino acids.
GUUGGUUCUCAUGUUUACGUGGAAAACAUGGCGGCGGACUACCAACAAGGAGACAGAACCUAGUGAACGCCACUGGCAGCUAGCUGGGAGCCACAUUAAACAACAUAUUAAACCGGUAGCUUUUAGAUUAAUCACCCCACCCGCUGAUAUCUUUCAUGAAGCAGCUUCCGUCUUGUUUCAGCCACAGGGACCGCGGUGAUGGAAGACGAGGAGAGGCAAAAGAAGCUGGAGGCCGGCAAAGCAAAGUUGGCUGAGUACCGACAGAGAAAAGCUCACGCAGACUCCCAGAAGAAACAGAAGAAGAAGAAGAAAAGGAAGCCGGGAGAGGACUCUGAGGGAGACUCGCAGGGAAGGGUGGAGGUCGGACCGGAGCAGCCUGUGGGAGGAGAGGAGGUCUCAGGCGGAGGACGAGAUGGAUCACAAGAAGGGAAUAAAGACCCACCCACCACAGAGUUUACCUUCGCCAGGACGCUGCGGAGCGGGGAGACUGUCAAGCACGACCAGACCUACACCAUAGAGCCGGAGAGCGAAGUGUCCACUACUGCUGAAGAUUAUUCCUCAGAGGUAAAUGGGUGCCACGAUGAGAUGACAGAGAACCAAAUGAUGCCUUCGAAGGAUUUUAUCUGGGAGGAGGUGGAGCCCCUGCAGCAGGUGACAAAGGGAGGUACGAUGGAGGACGCACUAGCCGCCAAGACCCAGGCGGUGGAGGAGCUGAGUCGAGAACUUGAAGAAAUCCGUGCUGCCUUUGGCACAGAGGGAGUACAGCAGCUGCAGGACUUUGAGGCAGCUCUGAAGCAGCGAGACGGCAUCAUCACGCAGCUCACAGCGAACCUUCAGCAGGCUCGAGAAGAGAAGGACGAAAUCAUGAAAGAAUUCCUGGAACUGACCGAGCAGAGCCAAAAACUACAUAUUCAGUUCCAGCAGCUGCAGGCGGGCGAGACGCUGAGGAACACCAGCCACAGCAGCACAGCAGCUGAUCUUUUGCAGGCCAGGCAGCAGCUCAUGCAGUACCAUCCGCAGCUGGAGGAGCUCCAACACAAGCUCAGUGAGACGGAGAUGUCAAGGAGAAGAUCAGAAGAAUCGUUCUCACAAAGAAUAAACGAAAAGGACCUGCUGAUCGCUGAACAAGAAAAGGUUAUUUUGACUCAGAAGCAGUCGCUGACGGAGUUAAGGACGGCGGAGGAGUCUUUUGCACAAACACUAAAAGAGAAAAAUCAGUUGAUUUCAGAGCAAACUGCAAUAAUCACAGAGCACGAGCUGUCUUUGACCCUGCUCCGAGAGGAACUUGUUCACGUGGGACGGACUACUGAUAAGAAUAUUAUAGACCCUUCAGAUGAGAAAGACCUGAUUAUAUCGGAGCAGGAGAGAGUAAUUUCAGAACGGGACUGCUCUCUUACCCAGCUCGAGGAUGAGCUGGAGUCUUCUGAAAAAAGCCUGCGCGACCUCCAACAGCGAAUGUCUGCAAAAGAGUCGGAGCUGGAAAGAUGCAUAGAUGAGUUGGAGGGCAGUAAGUCUGACUUACAAAGCUGUAAAAGUGAAAUAGAGAGCUGUAAAUUAGAAUUAGAGAAAGAGAGAGCGGAGUUAGAAAGCUGUAAGGGUGAACUUGCAACCUCCAGACAGAAAGAGCGAAUGUCGUCCAAUGAAAUCAUGCAGCUUAUGGGCACAGUCGAGGACCUGCAGAAGCGUUUCCACCAGGGCAGCCUGUCUGACAGUGACACCAUCCAACAAAUGCAAGAAGAUUCUGCGAGGCAGCUCGAACUUCUCAGGGCAGAGCUGGAUGAGAUGUACGGCAAGCAGAUAGUCCAGAUGAAGCAGGAGGUGAACUUGCAACAUGCAGCCAAAGUUGAACAAAUGACUGAGCAACAUCGCGCUGAGCUCGAACUUCUCAAAGCACAACAACUGUCUCAAAGCUCCACUGUUAGUGUAGAGGUGGAUACACUCAAUGCAAAGAUUAGGGAGCUACAAGAGACAUUAGAGCAAUCUCAAGCAAUGCACGAUGAAGCCAGACACGAGCUCAGCCAAGUCGCCCAAGAGAAGUUCAACCUGCAGGCCAAGGUUGAGGAUCUCCUGAAAGAUCUCCAAUCUACUAAAGAAGAAGUGGAGCAGGUCUCCCACAGUCUUAUCUCUCAGGAAAGCCAACAGGGUGAACUUCAGCAUCUUCGGGAGACAAUUGAUAAUCUGAAAAGCGAGCUGGCUGCUGCUCAGGAAGCAGCGCAAGAAGAAGAAAUCAAACACGAUUCGGAAAUAACCAAUUACAAGAUCAAGUUGGAGAUGCUGGAGAGGGAGAAAGAUGCGGUGCUCGACCGCAUGGCGGAGUCACAGGAAGCAGAGCUUGAACGACUGAGGACUCAGCUUCUGUUUAGCCACGAGGAAGAGCUAACCCUUCUCAGAGAGGAAUUACAAAGGGACAGCUUCAUGAACGCAGAAAACCUUCUCAACGAAGCUGCAAUCAAGCACGAGAAAGCGUUGGACGAGCUGCGCACCGGUUAUGAAGAAGAGCUGCAGUUGUUACGAAGGGAGAAGACAAAUUUUGUCACAGAGCGAGAUGAGCUUUUUCACCAGAUUCUUGGGCUCAAGGAAGAUCUGAAGCUCGCUCUGCACAGCUCCAAAGCAGACGCGCUCGUCCAACAGCUUCAGGAGCUGCAGGUGGAGCUGGAGGAUCUGAGAAAGGGAGGAGAGGAACGAGCCAGAAUGGAAAACGAAAUUCAGUCAUUAGUAAAAAAGACGGAGGUGCUUGAAAACCAGACAAAAGAGAAAGAACAGUGUUGGGAAAACAAGUGGAAAGAGCAGGAACUGGAGAAAGAGACAUUGGUAGAAUCUAAUAAGAGUUUGAAAGAAGAGUUGGACUCAAAAACUCUGAAGAUUGAGACACUCGCCGCGGAGAACAAUCAAAUGCAGCAACGAGUAGUUGAGCUCGGUGAGGAAAUCGAACAGCAGAGGAACACUUUCUCUUUUGCCGAGAAGAACUUUGAAGUCAAUUUUCAGGAGCUGAAGGAGGAAUACACGUGUCUCAUUGAGGCGAAGACACAGUUAGAAGAGAGGACACUGAAGGAGACACUUGAUUUUGAGGCGAAAAUUGCCAGCCUUCAGUUACAGAUUCGGGAGCUUGAGGAGAACAGCGGAGAGAUUAAAAUGGAGGACGUGAAUACAGAUCGACGGGAACAUGCUGUGAUAGAAAAAGAUACUACUGAGUUAAUGGAGAAGCUUAAUGUUACUUUGAGUGAGAAGGAAAGCCUGGUGGGGAGGCUUUCCGAAGUUACAGAGCAACUGAUGUUUACAGAGAGCAAAGUGGGGCAGCUGGAAGAAGAGCUGAGGAAAGUGAGACAAGAAAAUGUGAAGGUCAUCACACAAAGCGAAAGCCUAGGGAAAGAGCUGGAAAAAAAGCAAGAGAUUAUGAGAAAGCACAUGAGGGGGCAGGAUGCCCAGAGCAAAGCUAAGCUCGAGCAUGAAGAGCACGCCGUUGAGCCAGUUUGUUCUUUUGAGGAUCAUCACCUUCAGAUUCAAUCUUUGCAAGAGGAGAUAAAGGCUCUUCAGUCCCUCUUACAGACAGCAGAGUCCGAGAGAGACGGCAUCCGGCAGACCUUGGAGCUCCAGAGGCUUUCACAGACUCCGUCUCCAGUGGCAGUCCAGUCCUCGUGGGAGGGACCUGUUGAAGGACGAUCUUCGCCGCAGCAGAAGCCCGCAUCCUCAGGGUCAAACAGGCGCAAGAGGCGGCAGAGGUCGAAGCAGGAGCGCAAACUGGGCACUCUCGCUCUGCCAGACUGCAGAGAAGAAAAACAAAGGGAGGAGGAAGAGGAGGCAGUGGGGGAGGAAGAGAGAGCAACAAGUGCUGCAGAGCCGGAGAUGCAGCCUCAGAUGGAGAGCCAGGUUAUGUCAUGUUCACAAGAGAGGGCCGGUAAGGAGGACUCCACUGACGGGUACCAGGGAGACGGAGGCAGAGACUACAUCAACAAACAGGUGAGCAGACAUGGGACGGGCCGCCACACGGAUCCUGUCGUCUGUCAGGGAGCAGAGGAAGCGAGAGAGACUACUGAGCAUGGUGAGUGCAGGCUGCAGAUGGAGGCCCAGCGCAUUAGCCUGUCUCAGAUCCACGCUGCGCAGCUCGAGCUGCUGCAGGAGGAUUCGGACGCUCGCACACACACUCUGGAGCUGAAACUGCAGGACCUGAAAGAUCACGGUGACCAGGAUGAGCCGAAAAUCUUCAAAUACCACAACAUGUUACAAGCUGUGUCAGAAGACUGCAGUGCAAUCAUUCAGUGUUUUCUGAAGCUGUUUGGUGAAGAGUUUUUGGAGAGUGUUGCUGCAGAGGGCCGGACGCCCCCUUCAAUGGAAAGACCAGAAACUACUGAAUCCACCUCCGUUGUACUGGAGGCCAGAGAGCUUUAUAGAAAUCUUCAGCAGGUGAGGGAGAAGAUUGAGCUCGAGCAUCAUCGACUGGCAGAGCUGCAGGUGCUGCUGAGAACUGAUGGAAACAAGAUGACGGAGCUGCAGACGGCGUACGAUGAACUGAAGAGCAGCAGCCAGAAGGAGAUCUCCGACCUUCGUGUGCAAGUUUCCAGCUCUACAAGCAAAGAUACGGCUGCUGCACCAUCUACCUCCCUCGCCAGGGAACUAGAGAAGCUGAAGGCAGAGGAGCAGGAGAAGCAGCUCCGGCUGCAGGAGAGUCACAGACAAGAGCUGGAGCACCUCCGGGCUCACUACCAGCAGCAGGCCACAGAGAGCGAGGAGCGAUACGCCACAGAGCUCUUCAUGCUGCAGCAGCGACUGCAGGAGGUCACAGGAACACAGAGCCACUUCAGUGGUCCAGAGUCCAGCUGUGAGGGGGCGGAGGAGCACAGCGACGAGCUAAAGGACCUGGGUGAGGCGGAUCUGUCAGAGGGAGGUGAGGAGUUGCGCUGGCCUGUCAGGUCUGCAGGCCUGACGGCACAGCUGCAGGCGCUGAGGAAAGCUCUCUACCACAAGUAUGUCCAAGAAGUAGCCGCUCUCAAAGAGCAGCACAGCAGAGAGCUGAGGCAACUGACGGAAGAAAAGGAGAAGCAGAGGAAAACAGAGCAGGGUCGGGAGGAGAGAGGAGAGAAAGAGCAGGAUCUCAACAGUAUCGACGGCGCUGGGAGCAGAGAGAGCCUCGGGGCAGCUGGGCAGCAGGAAGACAAACAACACUGGGAGAGAGUGGAGGAGGAAGUUGCCAAGGCCAUAGUUCAGAUGUCCGUGGAGUUUGCCCAGCAGAUUGAGCUGGCUCGAAUCAACAAGCGUGCCUGCCAGAGGAGCGCCUCCAUGCAGACCCGGUCGGAUAAAGAGGAGGUGGAGGAGACGGAGAACGAGGAGCGGACAACUCCCAGAGCUCCUCUCGCCUCGGGCGCCUGGCUGGAGGAAGUGGAGAAGGAGCGGCUGGAGAGGGAGCUGGAGGAGAGGAACGCUGAGAUCAGGAAGUUAAAAGAGGAGCUGCAGAGAACUGAAUCAGGAUCGGAGCAGCCCUUAAAGAAGAGAGAGGAUGCUCCAGAAGAAGAAGAUGAGGAGGAAGAGGAAGAUCCAGGCGGGCCGGGAUCUAAGCAGGCCGCUGCAGGGAAACUGUCCUCACAGGAUAAUGAAGGAGAGGACACUGAAAGAAACAUCUUGCGAAAAGCCAACGAGAAACUCACUCAGGUGCUGGUGGACGUCCUGAAGACGACGGCAGCAGCGGAGGAAACGAUGGGCCUCCACAUGUUGAGUCUGCGUAACGCGCCGAGUGGAGGGCAGCCAGCUUCACCGUCCCACUCCACCACACAGAGAGAGAACACAGAGCCCGCCGCACCUCAUACUGCAGGUCACUCUGCAGAGAGUUGUCAGGGCAGCGAGACCUCUGCAGACGUAGCGAGUCUGUGGUCCGGGGAGACGGAGGCUGACGAGGGUCUGGAGGUGUCUCAGCAGAUGAUGGAGAGUCUGCUGCUGGGUGCGGGGACACAGCUGGAGAACGAGGAGUACCUGAUGGGCAUCAGCAGCCGACUCCAGACGGCUCUGGAGAAGAUGUUGAUGGCGAUCAGCGACACCACCAGCCAGGUUGAACAUGCCCGGAUGACCCAGACUGAGCUGAUGCGGGAGUCCUUCCGCCACAACCAGGAGAUGAACGAGCUGCUGCAGAAGCAGGAGGAGCUGCAGGAGAGACUGGCCGAGGAGGGCCGGGCACGCGAGCAGCUGGCUCUGGAACUUCACCGUGCUGAGGGUUUGAUUGACGGCUACACAGGCGAGCGGGCUGGGCUAGAGGAGCAGUUGCGUCAGAAGGAAGAGCUCCAGCUGAGUCUCGAGCAAGAGCUGCAGGUGACGGGUAGCCGGUUGCACGAGUUGGAGCAGGAGAGGCUUCAGAUGCAGGAGGAGCGGGAGCUGCUGUCACGGCAACAAGACGCCAUGAGGGAGCACGCCGGGCCCCGAGAGCUUCGCCUAGUUGAAGCUGCAAUGGUUGCAGCACCUGAAGCAGACCUCCUGGAGGAGACGGAGAAGCUGAUGAAAGAGAAGGUGGACGUCCAGCGUCAGGCGGAGAAGGAGAACACGGACCUCCUAAAGCAGGUGAAGCUGCUUGAGGCGGAGCUGGAGGAGCAGGUCAACAGGGUGAUCGAGCUGGAGCACGCUCAGAGCACCGAGAGCGGAGACCUCCGACAGCAGGUCCAAGCUCUGGAGAAACAGCUGGAGAAGAACAGGAGGUUCCUCGAUGAACAAGCCGUGGACCGAGAGCACGAGAGGGAUUUCUUCCAGCAGGAGAUCCAGAAACUGGAACAGCAGCUGAAGAAUCCACAUAAGCUGCAGGCCGGCUCCGAGCAAAGAAACCAAGAGGUGGACCAGCUGACCUCCCAGCUGAAGGAGAAGGCGGAUUGGUGCAGUGAGCUGCUGCUCAGCUCAGAGCAGCUGCGUCGUGAGUUGGGAGAGCGCGACGAAGAGAUUGACAAGCUGGAGAGCCGCAUCCGCGAGCUGGAGCAGGCCCUGCUGGCCAGCGCUGAGUCCCUGGAGAAGGUUGAACAAAAGAAGCAGCAUGCAUCCAUCACAGAGGCAAAACACUCCACGCUGGAGGCUCAGCUACAGACAGAGAGAGAAGCUCUGGAGCGCAAAGAGAAGGAGAUCUGUAACCUCGAAGAGCAGCUGGAGCAGUUCAGAGAGGAGCUGGAGAACAAGAGCGAGGAGGUGCAGCAGCUUCAGAUGCAGCUGGAGAUCCAGAGGAAGGAGAUCAGCAGCCAGCAGCAGUACCUAGAAACCAGGGACGGCAUGCUCAAGGUGAUGGAGGAGAAGGACAGAGAAAUAGCACUUCUUAAUGAACAGAUCACUAAGCUUCAACACAUGGAAACAGCCUCUGAUAACAAGGAAAUUGAUGGGCGGGAUGAGCUGAUUAAAGAUCUGGAGUCCCAGGUGGAGUGCCUGCGGAGCGAACAGGAACGAUUGAAGAGGAACAACGAGGAGGAGCUCGACCAACUGAACGCAGUCAUCGAUAGACUUCAGCAGGAGCUGGCCAAUAUCGAGCAGAAGCAGGCCACAGAGGAAGACGAGGACACCAAGGCUGAGCCGGAGGGCGCCGUGUGGCAGCCAAGUAAAGAAGAAUAUGAUGAAAUGAAGCAGAGGACGGACCUGGCCACCAAAGAGUUCAGUUCACUCAAAGCGGAGCACUGUAAGCUUUUGGAGACGUACCUGCGCCUGAAAGAGAGCGCAGAAGCUUUAGCUGAGACGGAGAAACUGCAGAGCUCAGAGGGCGAGCUUGAAGACGCUCUCAGAGAGAAAACUGCAGGUCUUGUAGUCAUGCAGGCCCAAGUACAAGCUUUAGAGCAGAGCGCAACAUCCAGAGUGGAAGAGUUGGACCUGCGCAUUCAGGAGCUGGAGGACGUGGUCGGGGAGAAGGACUCUGAAAUCAGCCGCUGUCGCCUCCUUCUGGAGCAAACACAAAGCUAUGCAGAUGGUCUCCAGCAGAGGGUCUCUAACCUGGAGGAAACGCUGAGGGAGAAGCUGGCCGCGGCGCUCGUCAGCCAGGCCACGCUGGAGGCCUUCCAGCAGCAGCAGACACAAGGAUCCAAAGAAAACCAGGACCAGCAGAGACAAGCCGAGACACACGCGGAGCCAAAUGUGGAGCCGCACGUCUACGACUUUGGUGACUUUGGUAUCCCCAAAAUGGAUUUCAGUGGAAUUGGUCAAGCGAGACAAGCUCCCACAGGGAAGGUGGUCCAUCUGACUCAGAGGCUCCGGGAGCUGGAAGUUGGACUCAACGGGAUGCAGAAAGACCAGGAGCUCCAGAAGCAGCUGCUGUCCAGCUCUGAGGAGGAGGUGCUGGAGUACGAGAGGAGGCUGGCCGUGCUCAUGGAUCUGCUCGGCCAGAUGAAGACCAGGACACAGAGGACAACCUUAGGGGUGUCCUCUGCUGAUGAGCGGCCGGCUUCUGUGUCAGAGCUUCUCCAGGAGUUGCAGGAGGUCAGAGAUGAGGUCACGGCCACCCAAGAGCAGCUCAGCAGCUACAAACAGAGCUGCAGCAGACUGCAGGAGGAGCUCCAGGACAAAACUGUUACAAUAGAGAGACUACAGGACCAACUUCAAACGGUUUCAUCUGGAGGCCGUGAGGACACAAAGGUGUCAGAGCUUCAGCAGGAGUUGAAGGAGGCUCAGAAUGAGGCAGCUGCCACCAAAGAGGAGCUGAGCAGCAGCAGGGAGAGCUUAGAGAAGCUCCAGGAGCUGCUGCAGGAGCGGGAAAUGACCAUCGCUCAACUUAAAGGAGAACUUUUUAAGGUGCAAGCUGAAGAAGACCGAGCCGACAGGACGGAUCUUCUCCAGGAGCUCCAGGAGGUCAGAGACGAUGCGGCUUCCACCAAAGAAGAACUCGACAGCUACAGGCAGCGUAACGAGAAACUCCAGGAGGACGUCAAAGUCCGUGAAGUUUCCAUUUCUCAACUUAAAGAGGAGCUCCAGGGGGUGAGAAAGAAUGUGGACGCCACCAAAGAAGAGCUCAGCAGCUACAGGCAGCACAAUGAGAAACUGCAGAAUGAGCUCCACGUCCGUGAACUCUCCAUUUCUAAACUCAAAGAGGAGCUCCAGGAGGUGCGAUCAGCCUUGAUGAAGAGAGUUGAUUCUGAUCCUAUAUCUCCUACUUCUCCGUCUCCGUCUCCGUCUCCCUCUCCGUCUCCUCAGCCCGUCUCCUCUGCUUCUUCCUCCUCGACCACCCAGCCUAAAAGGAAGGGAGGCAAACAGCCGGCCGGUAAAGGAAGCAGUGCCAAAGAUAAACCAUUGGUCUCCAGGAAAAACUCUUCCACUUCCAGCCAGUCCUCCAACAAAUCUCGGCUGAACAGCAGCUCCGAGCAGCAGCAGCAGCAGCAGCAGCAGCAGCAGCAGGUGGCUGUAAGCCACUCGUUCACGCAGACCGAGCCGCUCCGAAUGUCCGACCUUGCACCGGAAAGCGAGUCUGCAACCAAAGACGAGGUGGAGGAGGUAAUCGGAGAGUUUGAGGAGAAGAUUAUACAGAUGCAGGAGCUCCACGCUGCAGAGAUCCUGGACAUGGAGGCUCGGCAUAUUUCAGAGAGCGAGAGCCUCCGCAGGGACACGCAGGCUUUGGAGGACGAGUGUAAAGCUCUCAAGGCCGUCAUCGACAAGCUGCGCUCCACAGAGGCCCCUUCAUCAAGACAAGACCGUCCUACAUCACAGUUCAAAGACGGCUACACAAGUGACAGCAGCUCAGAUUACAGCCAGCGUACUGGAUUUGACUUCCCAAGCUUGCAGCAGGAGUUCAGGACGACUCCAGAGGGCGCCAGGAGAGAGACUGAUGAUCCACUGCCUGACCGGAUCAAGACAUUGCUCCGUGAGGUGCACCAGGAGGGCAUGCAGGUUCUCUCUCUGUCGGAGCUUCCUCUCACCGAAGGCGACCCAGGCGGCCAGUUCAACAUCCCGGGCUGGUUGAAGGAGAGAGACGCCCUGCUGGCGACUGUGGAGUCUCUCAAAGGACUCAUCAGCCAGAUGCAGGCGCACAGAGGAGAUGCGUCUGGCGGUGCGGACUGGCGUGUGGAGCUGCUGGACGCGGUGCGGCAGGUGUUUAUGAGGGAGCGCAGCGUGCUGAAGAGCGCCCUCUACAGCCAGCUGGACCUGCUGGACACCAGCGACGCCAUCAUCCACCUCAAUCAGCUGGAGCGCAGACUGGCUGAACAGGACGCCCAGCACAGAGAGGCGAUGGGUUCGCUCCACACUGCGGACAGGUCCAGUCUCAUCUCUGAGAUUCAUCAGCUCCGUGGUCAACUGGAGCAACUUCAUCAAGGUGUGCAGCCUGCCGUGUCAUUGGCCGUUGAAAGGGGAGUGAAGGAGCAGAGGGAGGGAGGAGGAGCUGAUGGAGCAGCAGAGGCCGACAGGCUGCUGGUGGAGGAGCUGAAGAGUGAGCUCUCUCAGACUAAACUGGAGCUGGAGACAACGCUCAAGGCUCAGCACAAACACCUCAAAGAGCUGGACACAAUCAGGGCAGAGGUUUCACAGAAGGCCGUUCAGGUCGACGCACUGAACGACCAGCUGACAGAGGAGAGGAAGAGGAGCAGGGAUCUUCAGUGGGCCGUGGAGAAGGAGAAGUGUCGAACUGGGAGAAACGAGGAGAGUAAACGAGAAGAACUUGAGGACCUGCACCUCUCUCUGGAGGAGCAGAAGGGCCGUGUGGCCCAGCUGACCCUGACCCUGGAACAGGAGCGCCAGGCCUCCUCUCAGCUCUCCCAGCAGGCUGAACAGGAGCAUCUCAGCCUCCACAGGCGCCUCCAGGAGCUCCAGGUCCAGCUGGAGACGGAGCGGGCAAAGGCCCUGGAGAUGAGCACUGCACUGGGGAGGGAGCGGGAGCUACGGACGGGUGUGUCCUCAGACCGCGGUUCCUCCAGUGAGCAGCAGGUCGAAGAAGACGGGAGGGCUCUGGAGGGAGAAGGGAGUCUGCUGGAAAGACUGCAGAGGGAGCUGGAUGACAAACAUGCACAGGUGGUGCACCUCCUCAGUCAGGUGGAGGCCCAGAAGCUCGAGGUGGUACGAAGAGAGGAGGAGCUGACUUUGGGGACUCAGAGGUCGAGACGGGACCAGGAGGCGCUGCUCGAGUCUCAGGCUCAGCUGAGGAGGCUUGAAUCACAAAUGUCUGAGGCCCAGGAGCAGCUGGAGAGAGAGAUGGAGAGGAGGAAGAGUCUAGAAGAAGAGAAGGAGAGACUGGAGGACAGGUUGAAGCAGUUAGCAGAGCAGAGAGGAGGGAGGGAGGGGAGCGGACCUCUGCAGGCCGAUGGCCACAGUUCUACUGACCGCACCAAAGACUGGGUGUUCCAGCAGAAGAGUGGACAGUCGGCGAGCUCCCCCACGUCCCCCCACCUGGACGUCUCUCCAGCAGGUCACAGCAGCGGGCCGCACCACGGUCCAUGGCGCACAGCCGACAAGAUCCUGGGCAGACUCCAUCUCGUUUCCUCCAAGAUCCGCAGCAUGGCCAACAAGACUACUGGCAGGCUGACUGCAGAGGUCGACAGUGAAGAGUUAUCCUGGGUGCAGACCAAUGUUGAUGAGGUCAUCGCAAUGCUUCAGCAAUCCCCGGGUCUACCCUCUGUCCCCGAGAGUGUUUCCCUGCUGGCGGGAGGCUCCUCCACUUCCUCCAACUCGCUGACGGAGCGGCUGCUGAGGCAGAACGCCGAGCUGACGGGUUUCGUCAGCCGUCUGACCGAAGAGAAGAACGAUCUGAGGAACCACACGCUCCGCUUGGAAGAAGAGCUCCGACGAUACCGGCAGGCUGGACCGGGAUCAGGGGACAGUUUCAGCAGCAGGAGAGGAGCGUCAAAGACGGACUCGGCUGGUAUGAUUCUUUCCCAGGAGCAGGAGGCUUGGACGAGAGAGAAGGUCCGUCUGGAGAAAGCUUUACUUCUGGCUCAGGCCCAAGUUGCCCGACUCCGAGGGGAGAUCAGAGCCGACACCCUGCGAGAGAUAACUGGACCUGAAGCUGACAAUGCUGCACUGAAGAGGAUGUACGGGAAGUACUUGAGGUCAGAAAGCUUCCGAAAAGCGCUGAUCUACCAGAAGAAGUAUCUGCUGUUACUGCUGGGCGGCUUCCAAGAGUGUGAGGAAGCCACGCUGUCGCUCCUCUCCAGGAUGGGCGGCCGGCCUACGCUCCCAAACCUGGAGUCCUUCAGCCAGCGCCGCCGGGGGCUGAUGCGCUUCCGCUCUGCCGUCCGAGUCUCUAUCGCCCUUUCCAGAAUGCGUUUCCUCGUGAAGCGUUGGCACAAGGCGACAGGGAUGAACUCCACAACCUCCUGCAGCGUCAACAAGAACGGAGCAGGACAGCUAUUAGGUACAGAUGUGAGAGACUCACCGUAUCUUCACCCUGGCAGCGUGGAGAUGUACAGAGAGAGAGGAAGUGGAGGAGGAGGAGGCUCCAGCGGCAGGGGGCGGAGUGGACGUGAAUCACCGCGAUCAGCUGUCUCCUCCACACAGCACAGGUUUCACACGCCUGGAGACCACGGAGCUCUCACCUGUUCCCACCUGCAGAACUACGACCCCGACCGAGCGCUCACUGACUACAUCUCCAGACUGGAGGCGCUGCAGAGGAGGCUGGGGAGCGUGACAUCAGGUGCUUCUUCAUAUGCUCAAUUGCACUUUGGCUUGAGAAGAUAGACGCUGUCAAGUUACUCUGGCUUGAAGAAACUGAGUUGCCUUUUCUCGUGCUGAACGCUCUGCUGUUUUCUAUCAUUCUGGUGUGGACUGUAUCUUUCUAUGUGGACCAAAACACAUUUUUUUAUUAGCGUACGAAAUGUUGUAUUCAGGCUUUUUGUCGCCAGCACUUGAAAAACAGCUAUGUUUGUAAAUGAAUCUGCCUCUUUGUUGUGGAUGAACUACAAUCAUGUAUAUUUGUCUAAUGCUAAUUUAAGACCUUGUGAUUAAUUUAUAUGUUUGUGUUGUAUGGGUGGAGCGUUAAUGUAGAGAAUGUUUGGGUUUAUCGUUAAAGGAGGCUGCUACUGGAUAUUCUACACUACACUGUGUUUUGUUUAGGCCGGACAGACUACAGAGGACAUUUGUAGAGAACGUAUUUUUGUAAAGCGUAGGAGCUUUGAAUUUUCUGGGUAUUUUGUCAAAAACUGAAAUAAAGAGGACUACAU